This is a messenger RNA of Malassezia japonica, 1002 nucleotides long. It is a transcript of the gene IWS1, whose product is annotated as Transcription factor iws1. Gene Ontology annotation, biological process: poly(A)+ mRNA export from nucleus. NCBI's taxonomy places the organism in Eukaryota, Fungi, Basidiomycota, Malasseziomycetes, Malasseziales, Malasseziaceae. The record is from RefSeq and is a predicted model, not a curated record. The transcript is spliced from 4 exons. Gene Ontology annotation, cellular component: nucleus. The coding region runs from base 1 to 1002 and encodes 333 amino acids.
AUGGCGGACGUGGUAGCCGACGUCCCCCCCACGGCCGACGGCGAGGCCGCCGAGAGUGCGGGCGAUCUGCCGAGCAUCCCCCGCCGCGAGGCUGACGAGGCGGUCUCGAGUGUCCCUAAGAAGAAAAAAAAAGCAAAGCAUACCGUCGACGACGAUGCGCCGGUGGAAGAGGAGCCCGCCGAAGCCGAGGAGCCCGCCGCGCUCUCGUCUAAAGAGAUGAUCCGCGCCCAGGUCAAUGCGCAGAUUGAUGCCGCGCUCAAGUCUGGCAAGCGGAGGUCGACGCGUCGCCGUGCGGCUGGCGAAGACGAUCUCGAGCUGAUGGCCGACGAGGAAGUGUCGGCGCUGCGUACCGAUAUGAUUAUUGCCGCAGACGAGGAUGAGGAGGCGAACAAGUUCAAGCAGCCUGCGACGGCCAAGCUGCGCCUGCUUCCCCGCGUCGUGAGCACGCUGCAAAAGACGCAUCUGCACCAGGCGAUUCUGGACAACAACUUGCUGGAAGGCGUCAAGCGCUGGCUCGAGCCGCUGCCCGACCGCAGUCUGCCUGCUCUGAAUAUCCAAAAGCAGCUGUUUGGUGUGCUGGAAAAGAUGACGAUCGAUACCAUCAGUCUCAAGAUGAGCGGCCUGGGCCGUGUCGUGGUCUUUUACUCGCUGUGCAAGCGCGUCGAGACGCCGAUCAAGCGCAGUGCCGAGCACCUGAUUGAGGUGUGGACGCGCCCGAUCCUGAAGCGCUCCGCCUCGUACCGUGACCGCCAUGUGUCGCAGGCCGAGUGGUACCAAAACUCGCCGUACAACCCCUCGAGCCAGGUGAAUGUGGCGCCGAGCCUGGACGCGUCGCGCCGGCAUGUCGGUAUUCCGCAGGCGGUCACCACCGGCUUCCAGGUCGCGCCGCGUAGCCAUGUGAGCGGCAGCGGAAACGACCACGACAACCAAUCGCGCAUCGCCAACCACCAGCGCCUGAACCGCUUCCGGUCGCGCCUGAAGGAUGCCAACGCACGGCGCUAG